This is a messenger RNA of Morus notabilis, 941 nucleotides long. RefSeq names its product photosystem I reaction center subunit N, chloroplastic. The transcript has 3 exons. The coding region runs from base 221 to 820 and encodes 199 amino acids. Gene Ontology annotation, cellular component: chloroplast photosystem I. Gene Ontology annotation, biological process: photosynthesis. NCBI's taxonomy places the organism in Eukaryota, Viridiplantae, Streptophyta, Magnoliopsida, Rosales, Moraceae. The record is from RefSeq and is a predicted model, not a curated record.
GCCAAUAGGAGUGAGGAAAUCUCACCUUAUCCACACUCCCACCACAAUCUUUCAUUACACUCAUCAUCACAAUCGCACUCCUUAUCAAAAAACUAAAGAAAAGAAAAGAAAAGAAAAUCCACAAAACAAAAACUAAUAACAAACCAACCAACCCCCCUCUUCUUUGUCUAUAGAGUGAUUAGAUUUUCUUCUUCAUUUUCUCAUCAAACAAACAGCAGCAAUGGCAGCCAUGAACUCUAGCGUUUUGGCUUGUAACUAUGCCAUCUCGGGGACUGGGAUGACUGAGCUCAGCUCCAAGGUCACCUCUGCAUGCCCACCAGUUGUGGCUGCCCAAAAGAUGCCUGUGAUCAGGGCUCAGCAGGCCAAAAAUUCCGACCGGAAAACCGAGGGACGACGGGCUGCAAUGCUCUACCUUGCAGCCACCCUCUUCACCACUGCUGCUUCUGCUGCCUCCAACUCCUCAGCCAAUGCUGGUGUCAUUGAGGAAUACCUUGAGAAGAGCAAGGCUAACAAGGAAUUGAACGACAAGAAGAGAUUGGCAACUAGUGGUGCAAACUUUGCCAGAGCUUACACAGUUGAAUUUGGCACUUGCAAGUUCCCUGAGAACUUCACUGGCUGCCAAGAUCUUGCCAAGCAAAAGUGCCAUUUAUCAGUGAUGAUUUGGAGUUGGAGUGUGAAGGCAAGGACAAAUUCAAGUGUGGUUCAAAUGUAUUCUGGAAAUGGUGAAGAAAAGAAUAAGGGCCAGCAGUUCUUUUCAUCUUCCAUCCAUCAUGUAUUUAAAUUUCCAUUGAAACAACCUUUAUAUCCCCUUCUCUUGUAAUCUUCGUUUUAAAUCUGUUCUCCAUUUUCUUUUUCUUUAUUCUUUUUGAGUUCUUAGAUUUUACUAUAUCGAUUGAACAGACUAAAAAGUCAGUAGUUGACCCUAAUUGUCUCUUCGUACA